CCUCCUUGCUGAGGGGCAGAGCUCGCGGCAGCGCGGUGCGUACUUCCGGCUGCCGGGUUGACAUGAAGAAGCGGCGGCGGCGGCGGCUGAGGCGGCGGUAGCGGCGGAGCCGAGGCUUACGGGGGGACUUGGGGCGGCGAGCGCGACGCGGCCUAUAGCGGCAGACGGCGCAGCUGGGCCGAGGGAGAGGCGCGGCAGCCGCCCCGGCCCGUCAUGGAGAUGGAGAAGGAGUUCGAGCAGAUCGACAGAGCUGGGAGCUGGGCGGCCAUUUACCAGGAUAUCCGACAUGAAGCCAGUGACUUCCCAUGCAGAGUGGCCAAGCUUCCUAAGAACAAAAACCGAAACAGGUACAGAGACGUCAGUCCCUUUGACCACAGUCGGAUUAAACUUCAUCAAGAAGAUAACGACUAUAUCAAUGCUAGUUUGAUAAAGAUGGAAGAAGCCCAAAGGAGUUACAUUCUCACCCAGGGCCCUUUACCCAACACCUGUGGUCACUUCUGGGAGAUGGUGUGGGAGCAGAAGAGCAGGGGAGUCGUCAUGCUCAACAGAGUGAUGGAGAAAGGAUCGUUAAAAUGUGCACAGUACUGGCCCCAGAAAGAAGAGAGAGAAAUGGUCUUUGAAGACACAAAUUUGAAAUUGACAUUGAUUUCCGAAGACAUUAAGUCUUAUUACACAGUACGACAGCUGGAAUUGGAAAACCUCACGUCUCGAGAAACCCGGGAGAUCUUGCAUUUCCAUUACACCACGUGGCCUGACUUCGGAGUCCCGGAAUCGCCCGCCUCGUUUCUGAACUUUCUCUUCAAAGUCCGCGAGUCGGGCUCACUCAGCCGUGAGCACGGCCCCAUCGUGGUUCACUGCAGCGCCGGCAUCGGCAGGUCGGGCACCUUCUGCCUGGCUGACACCUGCCUCUUGCUGAUGGACAAAAGGAAAGACCCUUCUUCUGUUGAUAUCAAGAAAGUUCUGUUAGAAAUGCGGAAAUUUCGGAUGGGACUGAUCCAGACCGCAGACCAGCUCCGCUUUUCCUACCUGGCUGUGAUCGAGGGCGCCAAGUUCAUCAUGGGAGACUCUUCAGUGCAGGAGCAAUGGAAAGAGCUCUCCCACGAGGAUCUGGAGCCCCCACCGGAGCACGUCCCCCCACCGCCCCGGCCCCCCAAGCGAGUCCUGGAGCCACACAACGGAAAGUGCAAGGAGUUCUUCCCGAACCAUCAGUGGGGCAAGGAUGACAUCGAGGAGGAGGUUAGAGAAGACGGCCCCAUCAAGGACACAACCAGAACCCCUUUAAAUGCCCCCUGCAGCCUGGAAAGCGCGAGUCAAGACACUGAAGUCCGAAGGCGGGUCGUGGGCGCAGACCCUGCGCAGGGGGAGCCGUCACCGCCGGCAGAGGAGCGAGACCAGCCGCUGAGCCACUGGAAGCCCCUCCUGGUCAACGUGUGUGUGGCCACGGUCCUCACGGCUGGCGCGUACCUCUGCUACAGGGUCUGUUUCCACUGACGGACGUGCUGGCCGGACCGCACACAGAAAGCCUGGCCUUCGCCCAGCGCGGUGCUCAGUGCCGGGGAAGCUCUGAGCCCGUCCCGGAGGAAGCAGGUCAAAGGUUUUCAGAGUCUGGAACUGUGAAGGGCUAACGAGAGAGGACUGGGGUUGAUGCACUGGGGUCUGGAGGCACUUGGUCCCCGGAGUAAAAGAGUCUAAUCUCAGGGCCUUAACCUAUUCAGGAGUAAGUAGAGGAAAUGCCAAAUACGUCUCUCUCUCUUUUUUUCCUUUUUUUUGUUCAUUUGUUUUUGGGGAAAAAAAAAUAGAAUUACAACACAUUGUUGUUUUUAACCUUUAUAAAAAACAGCUUUUUGUUAUUUCUGGGGAGGGGGGUGGAGAAAAGACUAGGCACUUAUGAAACUUUCUUGUACCCUUAGGUGGUGUAACCAGAUACACAGUUUUUAUUUGAUUUCCCAGGGAAAGACUCCCACACGUGUACGAAUGUAAACUCCUUUGGAGAAGAGGAUUGAGGGGCGGACCCCGUCUGCUAGGGCACAUCCCCUGCUGCGGGCUUCCCCGCUGGGAGGAGGAGAGCAGCGAAGGCCAUCUCUAGAAAACAGAGCCUGGCUUCUGCUUCUGCUCAGGGCGUCCCGCUGUGUCCUUCCGUCCGUUGCCCCACAGAGCCCUCCCCUCGCAGCCGGCCUGCCCGCCUCGCUCCGUCCCCAUUCAGGGCCCCCCAGGGCCAGAGGUCACCACAGGGCGGCUGCAGGCCCUUCACCCAGGCCUUGAGACCCGGACGGAGCAGGUUCCGCUCGGCUCGGAAUAGGAAUGCUGUCUCGGUAGAAAUACCCCCAUUGGAAUGUGUCGCUGUUCAAGUUAGCGAAAAGAUCAAGGAGGAGUCUCAAACCUCCGGUCACAGAGAUCACCUCCCAAGGUGAUUUGUUCUUUAAUGGUUUUUCACAUUUUACCUCUUUUCUAAGCAACCGUCUUUGAGUGCAUCCGGUGGUUUAGCAGCAUACAAACAAUUUUUUUUUUUGGAGGUGAUUUUUGGGAAGGCAGAGCUCUUGUGAAAAAUAAAACUUUUCGCGGGAGGCGGGGGUGGCCAGGGUGUGCAUGGGUCUGCAGCUCUGCAGCGCUGGGCUUGUCUGGAAAUGCUUGGCUUCUUUCCAGUCCUGUUCAACAGCGAUACACAGCCUGACCCAGCGCCACCCUUGUCUGCCUGGCGGGCAGCCGCCAUGGGUGAGGGCUGCGGGCAGGGCCGCCAGCCGCCCGCGAGCCCCGGCUCUGCACUGAAGCGGCCCUCCCAGGCACUUGGCCUCGGCUCCGCCCUCUUCCCUGCCUCCCCCUCCCCUGCUCGGAGGACCAGACCCACCGCCCAGUUCUGAGGAGGGCACAGGACAGCGCUGUGCCCGUGGCACGGGUCAGGGUGGCCUGGGUGGGCGGCGGGGCGAGCCUCACGCGGGGGCCCUCAGCAGGCGGCACGCAGAGUCCUCCCUGCCGCCCUCCUCGGAGACCGCCCGUCGUGAGCCGCUCUCCACUCCAUAUUUAUUUUUCCAUUGUUUCCCCCAAAGGCAUCCACAGUGCACUAGCAUCUUCUUAAACCAAUAACAUGUUCAAGUUUUUGAUGUCAGCCUUGGACCAAGGGCUUUAUCCAAACAUACAGCAGUAAACCCUCAGGUCGGGCUGGGACGGGAGGACUCUGCCGUGAGCCUCCGCGUGGACCAGUGCCCGGUAGGAGGAUGGCUGGGUGCUGUUGCCACGUCACGAUGCUGCAGGGAGCUCGAGAAGUCUGCGUGUGUUCACAGAACAAGGGAAUGAUACAUAGUGGACACUUGGCUAUUUAAGACAUGGUGUGAGGUUCCUUUGUCCUGGGUCCUCCCCUCCCCAGUUACCUGCUCAACCUUGAUCUCAGCCCCCACUCUCCUUAUGUGUAUUAAGAUGCAUGUCCUGUCUUCCUGUGUCCCCAUCAGAUACAAUGUGCUUGGAACACUUAGCGCUCUGCUGACUCAUGUGCCCCAUGUACAAGUCCAGUUUCCCUUUGCACGGUCUGAUCAUUACAUGGCUGUGGUUCCUAAGACUGUUACUGAAAUAGUUGCCAUUCAGUAGUGGAAUGACGUUUUCCAGUAACAGAUAGUUGCCUAACUCCUGGCACGACACUCUGGUGACUUCCUCGUGAGGCCCAGCCUGUCCUGCUCCAGCUGGGUCCACUGCAGCUCAGACAUUCCAAGGGUAUGGGAAGCCACAGUCACACCUGCACUCUGGGUAUGUAGACAGCAGGGUCCUCCCACCCACAUACACACGCACCUUUGGGACAGCCGCUACUGCUCCCGAGUUCACACUCGCCUGGAGCGGACCGUGACUUGGAACCAAGGCAACUGUUGGAAACCGCUCUUCCUGAAACAGCCUGGAUGACGGUCCCUUCAGGUCAGCCUGUGGCCCUCUAGGUCCGGGGCCUUGCUGCACGAGCUGUCUGCCCCACCCCGAACCCUGGGGACUGAUGGUGCUCAGGACUCUGCCUGCGUGGGGGGACCCUAUGACCUCCACAUUCAGUGGCUUUUUUUUACCAAGAAAAAAAAAAAGGCAGCUGUGAUUCACAAGCUGCUCUUCUGCCAGCAUUUUCACAUUUUUGCCUUUCACGUGUUAGAAGCUCUGCGAGGAGUUGCUAUGGGGGAGCGUCUGCGGCGCUGCCCACAGGCCUCGUAAGGUGCAGAUGAGGCUGGGGCCAGGCUGCAAGCGUUUUUGAGCUGGGCUUGUCCGUCUGUUCUGUUAGGUCCUGUGUGUGUCUGCAGUAGUUUGGGUGUGUAUAUAUAGUAGCAUUUCAAAGUGGAUCUACUGGUUUAACCUCCUGUCCUUGGAAAACAGACGGCUCUGCGUCUUGUCACACGUAUGUUAGAGAAGUAGUGAGCUGCUCUGCUAUAUGCCUUAAGCCAAUAUUUACUCAUCAGGUCAUUAUUUUUUACAAUGGCCAUAGAAUAAACCAUUUUUACAAAAAUAAAAACAAAAAAAGCCAGGUGUUUUGGUAUAAUACCUUUCCAGGUGUGUGUAUACGUGGAUGCAUGAUGGGGGGGUGGGGGGCAUCUCAGGGUCUUCUGUGACCUCACAGAACUGUCAAACUGUACAGUUUUCCAACUUGCCAUAUAAAUGAUGGUUUGCAUUUUAGUUGCAACAAUAAAAAUCUUUUUUUCUAAAGAACA
Molecule: messenger RNA, 4667 nt
Organism: Odocoileus virginianus texanus
Lineage: Eukaryota; Metazoa; Chordata; Mammalia; Artiodactyla; Cervidae
Gene: PTPN1
Product: protein tyrosine phosphatase non-receptor type 1
Biological process (GO): negative regulation of ERK1 and ERK2 cascade; peptidyl-tyrosine dephosphorylation; negative regulation of PERK-mediated unfolded protein response
Cellular component (GO): early endosome; endoplasmic reticulum; cytoplasm
Molecular function (GO): non-membrane spanning protein tyrosine phosphatase activity; protein kinase binding
Source: RefSeq, a predicted model, not a curated record